Messenger RNA from Aspergillus puulaauensis, 414 nucleotides. RefSeq lists its product as uncharacterized. The coding region runs from base 1 to 414 and encodes 137 amino acids. The transcript is spliced from 5 exons. The record is from RefSeq and is a predicted model, not a curated record. NCBI's taxonomy places the organism in Eukaryota, Fungi, Ascomycota, Eurotiomycetes, Eurotiales, Aspergillaceae.
AUGAGCGGUGCAGCUGACGACCGAUGGCGCGGAGGCCGUGCGUUCGACCAGAACCGCCAGUCCGGACAGAGACAGUCGAACCCUAGAGCGAUGAGCGCACACGGCGGGCCCCGUGGCGGACAGCAGAGCUCGAACGCACCGAGUACUAGUUGGGCAGAUGAGGUUUCGGACUUGCAGGAGCAACACGUGCCGGUGGGAGGAUUCAACGCUGCGGAGGCAAAGGCAGCUCUUAGAAGAGCCCCAGGAGCUCCGAGACCAUACUUUUACAAGCCUCAGGGAAAGGAUGCGAACAACCGUGCGAGUGGGCCUUGGGGAUCGAAACCCAACACGAUGGCUAACGGAAAGGACUUCUUUCUCGAGCUCCGAAAGCAAGUGACUUCCCUACGCCAGGGAGAAAAUGUCGCGGGUGGUUGA